AUGAUUGAUUCAGCGAGUUUCCUCGAAGAGAAUAGAGGUAGUAGAGGAAGAGGGUUUAACAGGAUGAAGCCAGGGGAUGUUUUAACUCACCUGGGAUCCAUAGUUGCUAGUUUGAUGUUCGUUUGGGCUCUGUUUCAGCAGUACUUCCCAUACCAACUCCGCCACAACAUAGAUAAAUACUUCCAGAGGGCCUUCUCCUUCGUCUACCCUUACAUCCAAAUCACUUUCAGUGAAUUCACAGGCGAGCGUCUGAUGCGCAGCGAGCUCUACUCCGCUAUCGAGAACUAUCUUAGCUCCACUUCAUCGACCCAAGCCAAGCGGCUGAAGGCUGACGUACUGAAGAACAAUCAGUCCUUGGUGCUUAGCAUGGACGAUCACGAAGAGGUUGCUGAUGAAUUUCAAGGGAUCAAGCUUUGGUGGGCUUCUGGGAAGAACAUCUCCAAGACCCAAACACUUUCUUUCUAUCCAGUCAAAGAUGAGAAAAGGUAUUACAAACUGACUUUUCACAAGCGGCAUAGGGAUCUCGUCAUUGGGCCGUAUCUAAGCCAUGUCCUGAAGGAGGGGAAAGCAAUCAAUGUUAGAAAUCGGCAGCGGAAGCUUUACACCAACAAUGGAUCGCACUGGAGCCAUGUGAUGUUUGAGCAUCCAGCAACGUUUGAAACACUCGCGUUGGAGGCAGAUAAGAAGAAGGAAAUUCUCGAGGACUUAACCACGUUUAGCCAAGCGGAAGAGUUCUAUGCGAGAAUCGGAAGAGCUUGGAAGAGGGGUUACCUUCUCUAUGGUCCUCCGGGGACCGGGAAGUCCACCAUGAUCGCAGCCAUGGCAAAUCUUCUGAAUUAUGACAUCUAUGACCUAGAAUUAACGGCCGUGAAGGACAACACCGAGCUUCGGAAACUUCUAAUCGAGACCUCGAGCAAAUCCGUGGUCGUGAUCGAGGACAUUGAUUGCUCUCUCGAUCUCACUGCUCAGCGAAGGAAGCCGAAGGAGAACGAAGAAGCAACAGGCGAGCAGGAUCCGAAGCUGAAACCGCCGAAGGAAGACAGGGAGCCUAAACAAAGCCAAGUCACUCUCUCGGGACUUCUGAACUUCAUCGACGGGCUAUGGUCAGCUUGCGGCGGGGAGAGAUUGAUCGUUUUCACCACCAAUCACGUCGAGAAACUCGAUCCAGCCCUAAUCAGGAAAGGUAGGAUGGACAAACACGUUGAGCUUUCCUACUGCAGCUUCGAGGCAUUCAGAGUGUUGGCCAAGAAUUACCUUCUGCUGGAUGACCACCAACUGUUCGACAAAAUUCGCCAGUUACUAGAACAAACUAAGAUAACCCCGGCUGACGUUGCGGAGCAUUUGAUGCCGAAGACCGUCCCGCCGAAUGCCGAGGUUUGCUUGAGUAGUCUGCUGCAGGGCCUGGAAGCCGCGGCGGCGGAAGAGGAGGAGGCGAGAUCGAAAGCAGAGGAAGAAGGAAUGAACAAGGAGGAGAAAGAGAUCAGUGCCAUUGUUGAAGAAACGAAGGAGGAAAAUUCCGCGAGCAAAGAAGAAAGCAAGUACAAUCAGCAGUAG
This is a messenger RNA of Linum tenue, 1554 nucleotides long. The record is from the annotation of a GenBank genome assembly. NCBI's taxonomy places the organism in Eukaryota, Viridiplantae, Streptophyta, Magnoliopsida, Malpighiales, Linaceae.